Camelus dromedarius (Arabian camel) is the source of this 970-nucleotide messenger RNA. It is a transcript of the gene HDDC2, whose product is annotated as HD domain containing 2. The coding region runs from base 10 to 717 and encodes 235 amino acids. NCBI's taxonomy places the organism in Eukaryota, Metazoa, Chordata, Mammalia, Artiodactyla, Camelidae. Gene Ontology annotation, cellular component: cytoplasm. The record is from RefSeq and is a predicted model, not a curated record. Gene Ontology annotation, molecular function: 5'-deoxynucleotidase activity. The transcript is spliced from 6 exons.
CACCGCCGGAUGGAUGCGGUCGUGCGGCCGGACGCGGGGCGGCGGAAGCCAGUUGGCGGAGGCUGCGCGGCGCGGCCGGGAUGCGAGGCGCACCCCAGGCCGGGUGGAGUCGGGACCCGCUGUGACUUGUGUCCGCCUGGUGCUCGGACUCGGCCCUCCCCCCGGGCGGCCCUUCGUUCCCGGAGGAGAGUCCCACGGACUGGCUGGGUGUACAGAAAUGUCCAGAAGCCAGAGAGUGUAUCAGAUCACAUGUACAGGAUGGCAGUUAUGGCCCUGGUGACCAAAGAUGAACAUCUUAACAAAGACCGAUGUGUACGCCUAGCCCUGGUUCAUGAUAUGGCAGAGUGCAUCGUUGGGGACAUAGCACCAGCAGAUAACGUCCCCAAAGAAGAGAAACAUAGGCGAGAAGAGGAAGCUAUGAAGCAGCUAACCCAGCUCCUCCCAGAGGAUCUCAGAAAGGAGCUCUAUGAACUUUGGGAAGAAUAUGAGACCCAAUCUAGUGCAGAGGCCAAAUUUGUGAAGCAGCUGGACCAGUGUGAGAUGAUUCUUCAGGCAUCUGAGUAUGAAGACCUUGAGAAUAAACCUGGGAGGCUGCAGGACUUCUAUGAUUCCACGGCAGGAAAAUUCAGUCACCCGGAGAUAGUCCAGCUCGUUUCUGAACUUGAGGGGGAAAGAAAUGCUAAUAUAGCUGCCGCUGCCAGCGAGCCACGCUCCUGAGAUGUCCUCUUGGGUCCUGCAUUCCUGUAACAAUCUGUUUCAUGGUGUCAUGUUUGGCCGCUGUUGGUCUGUUGAUUUCCCCAGAUGUGAGUCUGCUUAUUUUCAGUUGCCUGGACUCCGGCAAGAAACAUGAUACAAUUUGGGCAAUAAAGGAAGCUACAGAACGGGAUGUGGUCAUAAAAAUGCCAUAGAUGAAGACCAGGGUGGGGGGUGGCUUUCAUUAACUAACUAAAUAAAUUAUAAAAACCUUAAA